Messenger RNA from Anopheles darlingi, 2602 nucleotides. RefSeq lists its product as uncharacterized. Bases 479 to 2602 code for a protein of 707 amino acids. The transcript has 10 exons. Gene Ontology annotation, molecular function: endopeptidase inhibitor activity. The record is from RefSeq and is a predicted model, not a curated record. Lineage: Eukaryota; Metazoa; Arthropoda; Insecta; Diptera; Culicidae. Gene Ontology annotation, cellular component: extracellular region.
CUUCUUUCUAGAAACUCGAGGUUUAAUUCAAUUAAACAAACCUGUCAUUACACCAGGUGAAAUUCUAAGGUUCCGUGUGAUCGUGCUUAAUACCGACGGGAAGCCAGUUGUUUCACAUGAGAAAUCAGUGUCCGUAUACGUGAAAGAUCCUAAUGGUAACGUGAUAAAACAAUGGUCCAAUGUCAGUCUUUACAGUGGAGUAUUUGAAAACCAAAUAGCAAUACCUACCAUACCGGUACUGGGAACAUACUCUGUGAGAGUUGCUUUAACUGUGAAUGAUGUUCCAUUGGCUUCGAAAGAAUUUGAAGUGAGGGAUUAUGACAUCGAUUCGAUUGAUUUCAACAUCUAUCCAACGGCUGUACCACUUCUACAGUAUCAGGCGCUCAAUCUAACUAUUGAUGUGAAAAAUUACAUAGGUAAACCUGUGAGGGGUACUUUCACCAUCAGCUCGGUUAAGCAAUACUACAGAGAUAUCACAAUGACUAAGGUCCACACGUGGGAUGUGAAUGGAAAACGGCAAAUAGAUGUGCCUUUUAGCGAAAAGCUGGAAAUUCGUUCUGAUGAGGACACCACCACGCUGAUAAUCAGGUGUUUCUUCACCGAGCAAUACACAAAUCGAACAACUAUCAAAGAGGAGAAGAUAGUGGUGUAUGCUUCCAAGUACAAAGUGAUAAAGGCUAAUAAAAGGCUGACAUAUCUCCCUGGAUCGUCAUUCACCGCCAAAUUUAAUGUCACUUACCAUAAUGAUGAACCAGCAAUACUUGUUACUCUUCUUGUUGAAGUUGAAGGAAACAUUGUUGGUGCUGGCUUCUUCAGACCAAACCAAAUGAACAGAUACCCGUUUAAACUGUUGAUGUCUGAAAAGCUUAUCCCUCGAUCGAAAAUAUUUGUUGCCACUAUUGUGAGAAAAUCAUUUAUAUACGGAGACGUGGAACUAUCUAUCAACGAUUUUGGUAACCCGCUCGAGAUAAAAAUUGAAGAAAAUAUCAGCGAAGAUGGUGUUGAUCCUGGGGAUGAAAUUGAGUUAGGCAUCCGCGGACGUCCUGGAGCGUACGUGUCAUUGGCAGCAUAUGACCAACGUCUGAUGCAGCAAAUCGUGGAAUAUCGUGGAAAUCACGAUAUUGUAUUUGCAGAAGUAUGGGAAAUGUUUGAUAAUUAUUUUGACCGAUCUAGGUAUUCCUAUGAUAAGUUGACAGAUCUUGGCAUAUUUGCCGUGGUUACUGAUGAUACAAUCCAAAUUACUAGUGAACCUUCUGUUUUUAAUGUAUGGCAUAGCGCACGUGGAAUCUAUCCAGAUGCUCCUCGCUACGGUAUGCCUGGUCCGUACAGAACCGACUUUUGGGAGUCGUGGUUGUGGCAGAAUCUGACUAUACCUCCAUCAGGAAGAGCCGAGCUUGUAGUGACAGUGCCUCAUUCAACAACCUCUUGGUUCAUAACUGGGAUUUCAAUAGAUCCUAAAUAUGGUUUAGGUAUCGUCAACAAACCGAUCACGUUCUCUACCGUUAAAAUCUUCUUCAUUUUGGACCACUUGCCACACUCGAUCAAACGGGGAGAGACGAUAUCGUUGCAUUUUACUAUUUUCAGUUCAAUGCAAGAAGUGUUUGAGGCCACCGUGACAUUGUUUAAUAGCAAGAAUCAAUUGCUGUUAAUCGAUCGUCCUGCAGAAGAUAUGAAUGAAACGAAAAGUGUAUUCGUUCCUGCAAAUUCUGAUGCAUCUGUCUCGUUCCUAGUAAAAGCAAUGAAGCUAGGGGAAUUGGAGAUCCAGGUGAAUGCAUCGAUCAUGCAAGGAGUAAUAUCCGAUAGCUUUAAGAAAAUCGUGAUGGUACAUCCGGAAGACGUAGUGGUUCUGAGGUCAAAACGAAUACAAUUCGAUCGUGAUAGCCCAUCAAAUCAAUCGUUCGACAUUCCGCUUUUAAUGGACAACAAGGCAGAAGAUCGCGACGUACCAGUUGACUUAAUUGUUUAUCCGGAUCAGCAAUCUUUAAAGGAUCUUCAAAACAGUUAUAAUGUAUCAGUCUAUCAUGAUCGCUUUGAAGAAUUGAUGCAUGUAAAUUCGGAUUUCCAUGAGAAUAUCACGAUAAAAUCCAUUCCGUUAAUAUGGGAUCUAUAUCAUCUUAACGGCAAGAUUGCUAGGAAAUUAUCAGUGAUCGUCAUGAGUUCCGGGUCAGGAACGAUUCAGAUCAAUUGGCAAUACCGUCUUAAUUUGAUCUACUUUAAGCCCCGUUUCAAUCUACAAAUUACCAAACUACCGACUCCCACUAAGUGGAUGAAGGAGCUUCAUAUUUGCUGCAGCUUCAUUCCAAAGAAAAGGGAUAAUCAUUCAAAUGGCACGGUCGUGGAAGUGAGCAUACCAAUCGGCUACGCGAUGGAUAGCCACAAUGUUGUUGAAGAAACAACGAUCAAUCCGAUGAGUAGAAUCGAGAUACUACACGAUGGAACAACGGUGUUGGUAUACUUCAACCAUAUGGGUAACGAGGCGUCUUGCUUUAGCGUAUUUGCAUACAGAAGGUAUAAAAAUCGAGUGAGACAUCCCUCAUACAUCAAGGUGCAAGAUUUUUACCGUCCAGCGCUGAAUAUAGUAAAGAUGUUCGAUUUCCAUUAG